Messenger RNA from Tetrahymena thermophila SB210, 189 nucleotides. Its product is annotated as transmembrane protein, putative. The transcript has 3 exons. The coding region runs from base 1 to 189 and encodes 62 amino acids. NCBI's taxonomy places the organism in Eukaryota, Ciliophora, Oligohymenophorea, Hymenostomatida, Tetrahymenidae. The record is from RefSeq and is a predicted model, not a curated record.
AUGUAUCUUCCUACUUUUUACAAGCUUUUCCAUGAAACCAACGCUUUCAGACUCAAAAGAUACGUUGGUUAUGGUCCCCUUCUUUUAACUUGGAGUAUUUGGACUUUAUAUCCUGCUCUCUACAAUAUGAUUUACAGUGAUUUCAUUCCUCCCGAGAGAGGUGUCCCCAAAAGAAUCGUCGAUGCUUGA